Hansenula anomala is the source of this 762-nucleotide messenger RNA. It is a transcript of the gene TAF3, whose product is annotated as Taf3p. Gene Ontology annotation, molecular function: protein heterodimerization activity. Lineage: Eukaryota; Fungi; Ascomycota; Saccharomycetes; Phaffomycetales; Wickerhamomycetaceae. Gene Ontology annotation, cellular component: transcription factor TFIID complex. Bases 1 to 762 code for a protein of 253 amino acids. The record is from RefSeq and is a predicted model, not a curated record. The transcript has 2 exons.
AUGAGUCCCUCGUCAUUCAAUUUCUCGGUGCUUAGGGUCACAAUUAUACAGUUGUUAAGAUCCAUAGGAUUCGAUAGAUGUCCACCAACGCUGAUAGAUAUAUUGACUGAUAUUUACAUAAGGCAUCUCCAACUACUGGCUUCAGAAUGUAUAUCUCUUGCUGAUCUUCAGGGUAGACGGGAAAUCAAAAUUCAAGACAUUACACAAUCAUUGGAAAACAUUGGAAUGAUCAAACCAACAAACAUACUAGAUAUUUAUGAUCAGUAUGAAGGUCCAAACAAAGGCGCGGAAAACUUCUUGCUGUGGGUUGUGGGUAGCAUUCCUGAAAAUUCCCGUGUGGUUAGCAAACCAACACCAGAAAUGUUGAAUACAAAUAAGGUGAAAUCAAAUCCGGUGAUUCCUGAAUAUAUCAAUGCAUUAAAUAACAGGCAAGAUCCUGAUGAAAUAAAUGGUGAUGCUCUAAGAAAUGAUCAACAAAGGCAACAACAGCAACAACAAGAUGAGAUCUUGGAUGAUGAUUGGCUCAAGUUUUUGAUGAAAAAACAAUCCAAGAUUGGUCAUGAAGAGAGAUUCAAAAAUACAAUUUUGAACACACAAACUUCAAAUUCACAUAGUGAUUAUACAGUUGUUGGUCCAAGAAAUGAAAAAUUGGAGGAAAAAUUACCUUACAAUAUACGGUAUGAGGAAGAUGAUGAUGAUGAAGAUAUAAAUAUAGGCUCAAGACAACAAUCAGUGGAAUAUAGAAGCGAUAGUUACUAUUGA